This is a messenger RNA of Bombus pascuorum, 5038 nucleotides long. RefSeq lists its product as uncharacterized. The record is from RefSeq and is a predicted model, not a curated record. Gene Ontology annotation, biological process: regulation of DNA-templated transcription. The coding region runs from base 139 to 2940 and encodes 933 amino acids. Gene Ontology annotation, molecular function: RNA polymerase II cis-regulatory region sequence-specific DNA binding; DNA-binding transcription factor activity, RNA polymerase II-specific. The transcript is spliced from 6 exons. Lineage: Eukaryota; Metazoa; Arthropoda; Insecta; Hymenoptera; Apidae.
UUUGUUUCACAGAUUGGCAAUACUGAAUUCAGGACUCAGGAUUGACAAGAAAGGAAGCAAACAAGGAAGCAACAAAAAGGAACCUGUUGUGCACAGAAGGCAGUGGAAUGAAGAUACGCCGCGAAUACAAAUCCCAUAAUGAACACCAAAAUAAACCAUGAAUAUGCUUCUAAUUCAUAUAAUGGAGGUAUUAUGGGAAAUGAUAGUCCAGGUGCAUUAUUAGAUAUGCUCGCAGAAGUUGCAUCUCAGACAUUACAUUCAGAGAAAAAGCGUAGUAAAUUAUCACUACCAUCACAAUGCAAGUCAAAAACAGAUUAUGUAAAAAGAAAAGCUCAUGAAUUAACCUUUAAUGUGCCACAGCUUCUCUCUAUGCCUGCAUCACAAUUAGUUAAACAAUUUUCUAUUUUCACAAGUGAUGAAUUAAAAAGGCAGUACUCAUAUACAUGUGCUCUUGUCAUUGGAUGUGUACAAAAAUAUACUAGUUUUGCAAGCGAAGGAAGAGCAAGAAUGUCUAUUAAAGCACAUUUAGCAGAACAUUUAGAAUAUUUAAAAACUAAUAAAGAAGCAUAUAAAACUUUUACUGCAAAGUCAGUAAGUUACAAAAAUUAUAAAAUUAGUCCUCAAAGUAAGAAAUGCAGAUUACAACAAUCACGGAAACCACAGGAAACAUUAAAUAAAGAGAAUAAGAAUGUUAUUACAGAAAAAUCAACAAAUUACUUAAGAAAUAUUCUGUUAAAUGAUUUGACUUUUAAUGAGUUAGAUAAAAAGAAAAAUGUUGAAGCAGUAGAAAAUUCUAAAAAAAUACAUAAUUCUGAACAGAAAGAUACAGAAAGAAUGGAUUUUAAAGUUCUUGGAGAUCAUAGUUAUUUUGAACGCUUAAAAGAUGAAAUUCCUAGCAAGAAAGAAACAUCACCAUUUAACAAUUCUCUUGAAAAUAUGACAGAUGAAAAUAUUGUACUUAUGGUUGUUGGUGCUGACAGUGUUCAUAUGAAAGAAUAUCCACGUAUUAAUAAAAAAUUGUCAGAAAAAAUCAAUCAAAAAUCUGAUACCGUUUAUUUGCCAGAAAUAUCAUGGUCAACUGAAAAUGGUGACAAAAAUACAGAAAUUAUAACUAGUAAACCCAAAGGAAAAGCAAAAUUUAUAGGUACUAGUAAAGAAGAAAGAGAAAUGGCAUUAGCUUUUAUGGAUCGUAUAAAGAAAAAGGGAAAUCCAACUGGAAGUAAUCUUGAAUGUCGAAUUUGUAAUCCACCACGAAGUUUCACAGCACCUACAACAUUGGUGUCUCAUUAUCGCAGUCAUGCUGGAAUAAAACCAUAUGAGUGUCGUAUAUGCAGAGCAGUUUUUACGAGAAGACAUAGCUUGAAAUAUCACAUGUUAAUUCAUCAAAAUCAAACGCGAUUUACAUGCGCUGAUUGUGGAAAGAAAUUUAGGCAUCCAUCACAUUUCAGAGAACACAGACGUAGACAUACUGGUGAAGCACCAUUUGGAUGUGAUGAUUGUGGACAACGAUUUAAAACAAGAAACACUUACAAACGUCAUUUAAAAACAAGACAUGGAAAAGUUCUAACAACUACUGGAGAGUUGCUGUAUCUGUCGGAAGAAGAUUUUCAAAAAGUUCGAACUAAUAGGAAGAAAAAGAGUAAUACAAAUAAAGAUCACAUAAUAGAUGAAGGCAUAAUUGCAACAAAAACAAUCAUGCAUUGUCAAAAUGAUAAUGAUCAAUUACAAAAUACUGCAACUGAGGAGUAUAUUAUAAAUAAUGAUACUAUUGAUAGUGAUAAAAAUUGGAAAUCAAGUGAUACAAUACAAAUUAUUAAAAAUUGUUUUGAAACUUACGAGGUGUGUUCAGAACCUCAUUUAAAUAAGACUGAAUCGAUAGAGACUGAAUUAUCUAUAAAAAAUAGAGUUUUUAAUAAAGAUGAAAAUAGUUUAUCAGAUGAAUAUGCAGAUAAAGUAGAAGAUAAAUUGCCACAGUUGCAAAGUGGUUCUUAUAUUAAGUUAGAAAUAGUUAAAGAUGGAAAUAAUCAAAUCAUAUGUCAUGAAAAUGUUGGUCAACCUGAAAUAAUUUAUCAUAAUAUAAAUGAAGCACCAUCAUAUAUUAAAGUAGAAUAUAGCAACUUAGUUAAUGAUUUAGAAAAUGAGAAUAGUAUAGAAUUUCAAGAAAAUUUUAAAUUCGCUGAAAAUCAAAUUAAGAAUCCUAUACAUAUAAUUAAUGAAACUGAAAAUUAUUUUGAUGAGGAAUCCAAUAAUUCUGUAAGUGAACAACAAACAAAAUUAAUGCAAGUAGAUACCCAUAUUAAAACGAAGAACAAAGAUAGUAAUGAACAUAUAAUACUUAGUCAAGAACAUAUCAAAUAUGAAAAAGAAAAUAAUGAUAUUACUACUCUUAAUUGCAAACCUUUUCAAGAAAUGGAGACCCAUGAGAUUGUUUCAGAAGACUUAAUAGAUUUAAAUACAUUGCAAGGAAUUAAUCAAAUUACUAAUAAAACAAUAUCAAUUACGGAAACUUUAGCGAAUCAAAAUGAAGAUUGUCUAUUGCAAGACGAUAAAAAAUUAAGCAAUUAUCAAACAGUUAUAACAAAUUCGAUAAAGAAUCGAGUGAUUGCAUCUCCAAAUUAUGUUUUUGAAAAAGAUCAAAAGUUAUUAAACCAAGUUGAGCAACGCUUAUAUAUUCAUAAUGAACCUUUAACUAGUAUAAUAGUACAAAAUAAAUGCAUUAAUAUAUUUCCACAAACUCAAUCAAAAACACAAUUAAAUAAAAGUAAAAAAUUUACGCUCUUGAAUAAACACAUGCAAGCUAUUAAUAUAAACCAAAAUGAAAAUCAAAAUACAAUUUUGUUGUUGACCAAUAAUACGUUACAAAAUAAUAUCCUUAAAAUUGAUCAAAAUAAUACUGCUGAUACUGAAAUUAAAGAACAGAUAUUUGAGAAAAGUAAGUAAGCAUUAAAAGUUUUUUCAUUUUUUCUGAAUCAGGCAUUUGCAUUAAAAAAGAUAUAAUUUUAAGAUAAAUUCCCUAUUUCUAUGGAUACAGUUUUAAUAAAAAUGCACUUGUAGUAUAAAUAAUACUACAAUAAUGUUUUGAAUUUUUGUAUAUGUAAAUAUUGUUAGAAGUGUAGAUUUAAUAAUCUUUUAUUAUUUGAAGAAAGAAAGUUCAAUAUAUAUAAUAAUAAUUCUUCAAAAAAGAAUGCAUUUAAUAAAAUAUUUUUAUAUGAUUUCGAUCAUACAAAAUACACAGUAUUAGCAUAGCUUUGAUAUAUAAUAAAGUUUAAAAACUAAAUAAAAAUGCAUUUAUAUAUAUACAUACACAUAUAUUGUUUUCAAGUGACAUAAAAUUAUUUCUAAAACUGUUCAACCUAUAAUUUCUGGAAACAAAUUAUAGAUGUCAUAAAGUUUUUAUUAGGCAUUCCAGAUGUUAAAAUUGAAAAAAUGGCGUUUAUUAAAUUUUCUAUAACAUUUUUUAUGUAUAUAUUAACAAAUCAAUUAUAUAAAAGUUAUUAUUCAUUUACUUACUACAGUAGAAAUUUAGAUACUUAAUAACAAUUAUAUUUGUUGUGUGCCAAAUAUUGGAAAAUGUAGUACAAAUUCAUAAUUUGCUUAACCAAACAAAUUUUUAAUAACACUGGUGGUUACUUUCUAAGUUCUCAUAUAUUUUGCUUAAACGAAUUACAAAAAUAUUGUUCAUUAUAUUUUAUAUUUAUUUUAAGCAAUUUAUGGAGAAUGUAUUACCUGUUUCUAUUUGUAGCACACUUUCUUCUUUUAUACAUAUAGAUCAUAUUUUUAUCGCAAAAUGUACAACAUUUAUAAACAGCAAAUAAUCAUAUUCAUUGUGCUAUCUUUUUUAAUAUUUUGAGAUACUUAUAUUUCUUCAAAUAUAGCUCAAAAAUGUCUUCCAUAAAAAUUUAAGGUUUUCUUGAUAUUAUACAUAUUCUCAACGUUUUCUUAUAAAAAUAUAUAAACAAUUUAUUAUUAUUAUCUUGCAGAUAUUAAUAUUCAAGGAAUAAUAUAAUAUAUUGAAUAUAUUUGCUAAAAAAAAGUUGAGUAAUUUAUAUUGCAGUAUUUCAUUACAGAAAACAAAUUUCAAAAAUUCAAAUUAUUAUACAUAGGUGACUUUUAAAAAUUCUCUUUCACUCAAAACAACGAUUAUAAAUAUCAAUGAAUAAAAAUAAUAGUGAAAUUAACAUGCAUAAAUAACAAAUUCGGGUUUUUUACUGCUUGAAGCUUAAUAUUGAAAAUUUACAUAAAAUUUUGUAUAUCUUUUCUAAAGAUAAAGUACAACUAAAACUUUUUAAUGAAAAUAUAUUUUAAUGUAAAGUUUCAAAAAUAAAAAUGUCAGUGUCUUAAGGUAUAUGAAUAAGACAGAAGCAUUUCCUGUAUCUCUGUAGAAACAUGUAAACAAAUAAAUUGAUUAAAUAUUAUAUAAAACAUAAAAGGAAAGAAGUAACAAAUUAUUUUCGCAAAAAUUUAUAUAUUACAAAAUAUAAUGUGCCUUGUAGGUAUGAUAAAGUUGGUUAUUAAUAGUAUAUCAUAAAUACAAUAAUAAUUACAUAAAAAAUAUUCAUACAUAUACUUUGUACUAAUUUUUUAUUAUCAUUUGUAAUAAACGUUAAAAGCUUACAACAAUGUUAAUAUAAAAAGUAAUUUAGUUAUAUAUUGUAUUUUUAUACUCAUUUUGUACUUAAAACAAUAAAAUGUUUAAAAGUUAUUUGAUAAUAUAAUUAUGAACAAAAUAUACAUUUUCUCAAAAUAUUUUGUAUAGUGGUGUGUAAUUCUCAGCUUUUUAUAGUUUUGAAUAUUUUUGUAAUUCCCAAUUUUUUAUAUCUAUAGAAACUUGACAACAGCAAUAAAGGAAGAAGAGUAAUACAAAUGUACUAUACCAUGUAUCUGUAAUGAAACAUGCAAAAAUUUAAAGUAAAUAACUCUGUGAACUACACAAAAAUUAUAUAAUACAUAUUUGUUUACUUUUAUUUGAAAUAAUAAAGUUGUAAAUAAGUUGUAAAAUACAAUAAAAUAGUACCAUGUAAUAUUCUAGAGAUGUAAA